AUGCCUGAGGACUUAUCAAAUUCAUAUAAAAUACGUCCUAACUUCAAGCAUAAGUAAGUAAAAAGCUUUUGGCCUGUUUAAACCAAACAGAACAGUUGAAAAACGUAGAGUUGUGCUGAUUACGUUGGGCUUUUAAUAUGUGAUGUAACUGUAAGCUUGUACUGUGUUCAUAGAUUUCGCCCUGCUGCUGUUAAAGCAAUAAUUCAUGAUGUUUUGAAUGAGGAAUUGUCUGGAAAGCAGUAUAACUCAGAGGAGGCAACUUCAUGGAGUCAACAUAUUUCAGAUACAGUGAAGGAUAAGCUGAAAGGUAAGCUUUAAUAUUGAGCAUUUUGAAGGCUCUAAAUUCGAGAUUGCUUCUGUUGGGUCGGACAUCGAACUUAAGGGGUUUCAAUAACCGUAACUUGAAUCAGACCAAAAAGUAGAUUUAAGAAAUUUUCUCCUGAACAAAGCUUAAUAUACAUUGUGAUUCAAAUUUUUAAUUCCUUAGUUCGUCACUUUUGAAGAUCAACGUUUGUCCCAGAGAUGAUGCAACCUUUAAAAACUAUAAACCGUUUGAACUUACCUGACCUCUCAGGGAAUUCAGUUCUUAACUUGGGGGGAGGGAGGGAGCUGGUCGAUUUGAAGAGGGUACAUGCCAAAAAAUAUGGCUUCAAAGGGGGGGUCACCAAAAGAAUUCUUUCAAGUUUUGCAGUGACGGCAUCUGUGGGGUCUGGGGCUGCACUUUUAAAAGUAAAUAUUUAAGUAGAAUUGAUAAGCUCUUUGCUAGGUGUUAUAAGUUAGGUUACUGCUAAAGCAGUACAGUAUCUUGGACAUUCGCCGUAACAGAGAUAUGAAGUUAUGGCGAAGGAUCUCUUCCACUGCGUUGAGCGAUCUUUUACCUCCCCAGCGUUUUUGCUAUUCUCGUUGCCGUUGCCGUCAUUUUUGCUUUAGCGUUUCUGAUGUUCAGCCUAAAGUUCACAUUUUCCCCGGGAAGCAUGCCCCCAGACCCCUACUUUAUUAUGUAAAAAAAAGCAAUUGUACCCCACCAGAAUACCAAAAAAAAUUGAACAUAUCGUUGCGAAAAAAAAUUAUAAAUUAUAUUCACUUCCACAAUAAAAAAAUGGAAUGUCUCUUGCCAUUGACAGCACUUAAGCUAUCACCACUUAACUACUUAGGCAGUUUUAUUUUGUUACUUCAAGUAAUGUUUGCUUAGUGUUUAUAGUGUUCCCAUAAAUGUUUGAGUACAGUGUAGUGCAUUUUUAAUGUUUACCUUUUAUCGGCAGAAAUAUUUUUUUGCCUAUGGCCGACCACCAAACAUUUUCCAAUUUCAUCUCAUGAGUUGUAAAUUUUAAAUUGUAAAUAUCUUAUUAUCCACUCCCCUCAGGGCUUUUCAGGGAUAAUUUACAACACUGGUUGGGGGACUUUGCCAGACUGCUUAAGGUGCAGUUUACAAGUAGUGAAGGAAUGAGUAAUGAUGCCCCCAUACAUGAGUGUGAAAGUGAGAUAGGCCACUACACCGGGCACUACGUGCCCUACUCUUUACGAAGAGUGUGUGGGUUCUUUAACGUCCCACAGAUUUAAUACAUGUGCAAGGGCUUGUGAGACGGGGCCUACGGUUUAUCGUCCUUAUCCGAGAAGACUAGAAAGUCUAGCCGUUUGCAGAUAUUAUUACAAAGGCAGCACUUUCUCCUCAGUUAUUUAAAGACCCUGAGUGUUGGUCCGGCCGGGGUUUGAACCCGCGACCUCCCGCUCAGUAGACCGGCGCUCUCCCAACUGAGCUAACCAGGCGGCGGUUUGAGAAUGAGUUGAGAAUGAGUAGGGAAUUUUGUCGUUCAUUAACCAGAAGUUGGCAUGAGAAUCAUAGGUUUUUAUAGGCACCUGUUCGGGCUCCUUGUAUGAAAUUUUGGUCACCGACGGGCGAACGUAGGCGCCCCUGGCGACUGGGAGCCGGUUGGGCAGCAGCCUUGGUUAAUGGUCCUUUUUUUGCAAAAAAACUUGAGAAUCUUUUGUUUUCAAGCGAGGUUGGGAUUGGGCAAUCGCAAGUGCCCUGGUUCAAGUAGUUGCACUAUAAUGCAUAGGCCCCAUAUGCAUAAGGGAGAAUUAAAGCAUUCAGCAGAUGUACCAUCCCGUACGAUACAGAAGACGUUAAAACAGCGCUGCUUUAGCGACUUAUUAGCGCUGCAACGAGCGCUGCAGAAAGGUUGCACGAACGCUGUUUUCCGUUCGCUGCAGCAGUGCAUUUUUGUGACUGCGUGAACGCUGCGGUAGCGACACUGAGAGCUGCAGGAGCGCUGCCGUAAAGAUGCAAAAAAAUAGCCACACGAGGCCAUACGGUCGAUAAACAGCUUUUAUGCAGCGCUGUGCAGCGUUAGUGAAGCGCUGCCAAGAACAGUUGUACAAAAAAAAGAAAUGCAGACUUCAACAAUACAAUAAUCAUGAGACAUGGUAAUAAAGGAGUUGACAAGAGGCCUUAUAGUAGCGGAGUAAAAACCACAAGAAAUACAAAAUGCAACUGAUACUUUAUUAGUAUUCACGCGUACACGUUACAAAAGCAGGUGACAUAUAAAAAAUCUACGACAGUCUCGCUUUGUAAAUAUUCAGCAAUCACGGUCACUCAUCUAAAUGUAAGAACAUCCAUUAACAUGCCGACAUUGAAGUUUAUCUUUUUUUAAAAUAAAGAGAAUAAGAGCGAUUGUUCUACAUAAAGUUUGCACGGACAGCAGCCAAAUGAUGUUUUGAUUCGUUGCAACAGCCUAACAUCGCUCACCUUGACGUUUUGUCCAUGAUCCACGAUCUGCCGUCACUGUUUUCAUGAAAGAAAUCAACCCAAUUUUACCUUGGUCGUCGUUAAAUUUACAAUGGACUAAGGAACGUACAUCAUCGUGAACGUUUGAAUCUUGUAAAUACAUGCGUACCCCAGCUCAGAUUCUUGUAUCUGUGUUGCUUGCUCUGGUUCGAUUAAAUCGGUACUUGGCGUAGAAUUCACUGAACAGUGCCGUUGUUUACAAAUACCUUUGAGCUGUUCCAUCCAAAAACAUCAACAGAACUUCCACCUCGAAACACUGAACUAGAUGCUAAACACUUACAAUGUAUGAAUGUUUGCGCCUUUCAUUCAACGGUCGCAAAUGUUUGUCCAGCGAUGUAAUGUGAUCUGAUGCAAAAGUGCCGACCAAUUAGAUUACAGCCUAGAAUGUCUCCAGGGAAUUAGCGAUAACAUUCCCACACUCGCCAGUCACGGAAUAAAAUUUAUUGAAAUCUUUAUUCCAAAAGCAUAGAAUUUGGAGGUUUAUUCAAUAAGUGAUCUUCUCUGCGUACAAGCUUACUCACAUUUCUUAGAGGUACAGUCAAAGUUUUCUCGUUAUGAAAGCCGUAAUCUGUGGCAAAAGGCUUUUCUGGCGGUUCAUGUUAUGAGCGCUCAAGAACGUUGUGCUAUCAGAUCCAAGGUAGCUGAAUUGUAGCGUUACUGCAGCUAUUGAAAGUCGGCAACUGCGCUGCAAAACUGCUGCCGAGAGCUUCAAAGGCAGCACCAGCGCUUUUGCAUCCCGCUGCAACUUGGAUUAAGCUGUUGUUUGGCUUCUAAAAUGCUGCUAAACAGCUGUAAUUUAGCUGUACAGCUAUUUUGUGGCGCCGUACAGCGCUGCAAGUUUCGUACGGGUUUGCUCUCCAGGGUUUUAAUUUUGAAGAUCUUUAAGUCCUUAUUUGGUAUCUGCAGCGUUGUGCAGCGAUAAUGCAGCCUCAAGCGUCGCUUGUAUUCAGGUUGUCAUAUGGAGUGGUUUCAAUGUUUAUAUCUAAGUCUCAUUGCAGCUUUUAAGCAGCGGCCCGCAGCGCUGCUUUACCGCUGCUUUACCGUGGCAAAAUUUUGCAGCGCUUUCGCAGUGCACGAAAUGUGACGAUCUCUGCUUUAGCGACUCACGAGCACUGCUUUACAGACGCUUAAGCACUGUGCAACCAUAAAAGUGAACUGCUGCAGCGCUGCGGCAGCGUUGCGUCGUUCGUACGGGAUACUGAAGGUUACGGGGAGAAUAGGGUGACUAACCGAUAUGGUACCAACAACUUUUUUUCUUAUCAUUUUAAGGGGGAUGGAUUCUCUUGUGUUGAUACAAAUUGUUAGCCUGAGAAGUAAAGCCAGUUGGUGGUGUCUCAAAAUGUUGGCUGUUAUCUCAGGCUUACAAACUGUAUACACUGGAAUAUUUGAAAACUAGCUUUACCAUUUGCUGAGUAAUACAUAGAGGUGGUUUUACAGUUUGCGAGCUCAGCAAAGGAAGAAAAGAAUCCACACAUGCAGUCCAUUGAGAUUGAUAUUAAUGAUGUACAUCUGUGGCUCACAUCAGUUAAUUAAUUAUAAAUGUAAAUGUGAUGCCAUUGGUCAAUUAAUGUGAAGUAAUAUUAAAAAUUCUUUGAGAAGUAAAGUGUGGUACAAUAGCAAGCAAUAUGACAACCACAGGUGCCAGGAUUAGUAUGCAUUCUUAACGAUGUAGCUUGUGGAUACAGCCAUCUCUCCUCACUCCUUGCCACUAGGGAAGUUUUGCAGGCAAGAUACCAGCGUUUCAGGCCUAGGUUCCAUACUGAUGGCAUAAGUCAAUGUACAUAACUAAUCUGGUAGUCAUACCUUGCUGAGCAUGUAACUAAAGCUUACCCACCCAAUAGGCAAGGGUUCAGGCUUAAGUCAUCCUCCAACAAAAUCAUUAACCACCUUAUUAUAGGAAAUUAAUGAUGCACUUUAUUAAUCGCGUUAAUUUAAUGCAUCUUAAUUUCUGUCAGUGUUAAUUAAAUUCACACUAUUUUACAUCAAUGUUGUUUUACAGCACCUUUAUUUCAAUAACAAAACCUCGUCUGCUCAUAGUUCCUCUCUCAACACCUCGGAGUCACUAUCUGACAGUUCUUCUUUUAGAAUUAAGUUCAAAAUGUCUUUCAACUGGUCUUCGUAUUGAUCCGUCCUGAGGGGAUAGCUAACUUAUUCAGUCUUUCUUCUUCUUCUUGGAAAUGCUGCUGUUUUUUCCUUUAAUAGAUAUGUAUGUUGAGAAGUUUGUAUUGCAACAAAUUCGCAUAAGGUAAAGUUAGGAGCACAUUGUUUUGGAAAAUUUGUGUUAAUUUGUGUAACUUACAUUUUCUUCGCACUGUCAACGUGCAUCAUUAAUUUUCUAUGAUAAAGUAAGACAAGCAGAAUGUGGCCUCAGGCAAGCAAAAUGAGAGAGCUGCUUGCCACAAGGGGCAAACUGGAAUUUAAGUUUUUUUAGCCCCGUGUUAUCAAUGAGAGAAGUGUAAGCUGGAAGGACCCUUUAAUCACAGAAAAAGUUACGGUUUCUAGUGCAAACUUCCUACUUGUACUUAGAAUUCCACUGUACUAUUUUAACAAAGAAGGCCAGAACAGUUAUGCUCUGGUGUCAAGCUGAGUCUUCCCAUUAUAGAUGGCUACAUAAUUAUGAUAAUAGGCCAUUAAUUACAGUUGUGGGCUUAAUAACCUAGUCUUUGAGUGAAUGUGAAUUAAGGUGAGUUUGAUCGUGUUUUGAUACAAACCUGCUUCCUUUUCUUAUGGAAAUUAUGCUUAAAAAUACUAGUUUGCAUAAAACCAACAUAAUAAGCAGCAAGGGUUAUACCAAUAGAAGGUAAACUCUAACCUUGUUUUCUUUUUUUUAUUAUUAUUAUUAUUUUAUUAUUUUUUAUUAUUUUUUUUGUUUUCAUCUGCAACUGUAAAAUGGUCUGUGGAAAAAUAAUAGCUGUACCAUGUAAAGUUUGUGCAAAGAACAAAAGAUAAUGCAAAAGUCAGGUUUCCAUGAAGUACUACCUAUAUGGUAGUUUAUUAAAUAGUGUCGUGGUGAUUUCCUCAGUGGCAUAUUUGUUUUCCUCAGGUCUUAUGAUUGUAAAAUUUUGAGUUCUUCUUUCAACUAGUGCCAACAAAACUCAAAUACUUUUUGUUAGACCUAUUCCAAGAAUAAUAACUGUUUUUUGGUCUUUUCAUCAUGCUUACGUUUAAACUGUGUGACCUUUUGUCUUUUGUCUUUCAUUAGUAAAUAAUGGCUGAAAGAGCAUAAUAAUAUUACAACUUUGUCAACCAACCAGAGCUCCUUACCAUGGCUGUUAGUGCUCUGUUUCUUCUUGGGAAGACUCUGUUCCUUGGCUAGCUUGGGAGAGGUCACUUUUUUCACUUUCUGCUUGCAAAUUUCUAUUACCUUGUUGAAGAAGGCUGUAAUGGUGGCUAUACUUUUCCACAUUUUUGGUUUGAACCGAGCCCGUUCUGAUUGUACACUGCAGAGAGUGGCACCCCCCUUUUAUAGAAUGUUAGUGAAGGCAUGGCUACUGAGCGUCUUCCUUCGUAAAUAGUAAUCCAUCUUACAUCGUCUCUACAUAGCACCCACAUUGACCCCUCACAGACCCUACAUCGACCCCAAAUCGACCCUACGUGAUCAAAGAGAGAGGGUUGUACAGCAUGUACAAGUAUUUUCAGACUACGAAAGAUAGGGACUGUAGGUCACAUUCUAUCAUGCUUCUGCCUCUUAAAGAUUAGGGUUCGUCAAAUGACAUCUUAGAAAAGGAGUAAACCAAAAAAAGAACUACCACUCAGCAUGCAAGUAAAGUAGUGUCCAAUGACCUGGGGCUAGUGGAUUUUGCUAUCAUGCUGGUGAGUUUUGUUCUUAAGUUGCCCAAUAGGUAAGUGAUGUUUUUCGGGGGGAUUCAAAUCAUAAAAGAACUUUUAACAAACCUGCUCAUCAAAAAUUGCAUGUUUUUUGUGCUAGUUGAAAUGAAUUUUGGGCUAGUACAUGCCCGAAUGGCAAGCUGUAUUUGCACCUGCCACCCUGACUCACAUUUCUGCACCUUAUUUGCAUUAUGUUGUGACGUCUCUAAGAUUUAUCUGCUAUAACAAUACUCAUCAUAUCAUUGAAAUGAAGACAAAUCAACUGAAGGUUAUUACUUUUAUCAGACAACAUGGAAAAAAGAUAGAUCAUUUGCAAGACAUUUGCAUGACAUGUUUUUACUACUAAGACCAGGUUUCAUGUCAUUUUUCUUUCAUAUAUUUGUUAGGUUAUUCCACCCUGAAGAAUUCUGGUAUUAGUAAUUAAAUGACGCCAUCAUGCAAAUGGCCUAUUAAUGCCAGUUGCUGCCAAAUGAGUGUGGUGUGUUGUGCAACAAAAGAAAUUUUAACUGGGGGAAGAAGUAAACAGCAUUUAAAGCCUAAGGCUACAUGUAGGGAAUACAGUGACUUAAAGAAACAAAAUGAAAUGUUCACACAAGCCACAAAAUGCUGCAGUUUUUUGUGACUACCUUGUUUUAAUUAUUCAUUGCAGAGCUGGAACUGGACAGAUAUAAAUUUAUUGUUCAAGUUGUCAUAGGUGAACAGAGGGGUGAAGGUGUGAAGUAAGUCAAAUAGAGCACAUAAAAAAUGAAAUUAAAAAAAACAUCACGUAAUUAAUUUUCAUAUUUAAACCUCUUGUCAGGUGUAAUUUUUUCCAAUCCAUUCCCACAGAAAGGCACUGGUUCAGAUCCCCAAAAUAUCCAGAUUUAUCUUUGCCCUUCUAGUGACUCCUCUUGCAAUAGAGAGAAGAAGUCGUUACGUCACGUUGCCAUGGUAGCAAAAUUUCCGCAUGACAACAAAUCAAAAAGUCAUUAAAAAAGUGGAUUUGCACUGUUUCAAACUUCGUUGAUCCUUUUUAAUUUGUCAAAUGUUGACAAAAUUUUCUGGGUCAAAUCUGAACGGUCCGUAUCUAGGUUGAGAAAAUGAAAAAGAAACUUUUUGUUUUGUGCUCACCUACUCCUUAAAGUGGGCCCAUAAAAUUAGGAAGUUUCAUGUCGCAGUCAUGCUACAACAGCUAAGAAAUGCACAAAAAGCGUGGAUCUGCAUAUGCAAAGUUGUUUUUUUUUUGCCAAUCUAAACCUAUUGUUUCUUUGCUGUUUGCCGUCGCCAUUACAAAAACUCCCCAUUGUUGUUAUCCAGAAAUUUUGCAACCAUGGAAACGUGAUGUCACACUUCUCCCCUCUAUUGUCAAACAAAAUAGCCUGUUGCUGCCCCCUCACCUCAGGAAAAAAUCCUGCGAUAGGCUGUGGAAAAAAAAUGAUUCAUUUGGAUUUUCUCAAAGAAAUGCACCUUAACCUGCAGUACAUGUUCAGGUGCAGUGAAAUUUUUGCUUUUAUGUUUUCCAGUUAGUCCUUAAGUUUUCUUUACUGACUGGGUAGUAGUUUAGCAUUAGUGGUUUUAUAGUCUAGCAUAGUCCCAUCAGUUUAAUAAAUCAUAUCAAAGGCUGGGCACAGUGUUCAUCACAAGUCAAACACUGAAAAGAAAGUUGAAAAUAUGAUUCAGAAGAAAACUUGAUUUUUCAAAAGAUUAUGAGAACAAGAUUUUCUCAAUGCUUAGUAAUGGUCGUGCAUGAUCCAGCAUCAUUUUCGCAGGGAAACAUGAUAGCUGUCAUCAUUCUACCACAAUUUUUAGCAAGAAUAUGGUAGAGGUGGAAACAAGUCAUCAAAUGAUAGACGUUUUAUCAUUUUGUCAUCGGGAGAGGACUUAUCCUCUCCUUCAAUAAGGAUGAAAGUGCUAACUUUUCCGGUGAAAAAGUACAAUGAAGCUUUCUAGGAUGUCUAUUUUUUUAGAAUAUGAAAAAAAACUUGAAGUCACAUCUUGUAGUGGCAGUUGUUCUCAUUCUUGAAUCUAAAGCAGGGAUCGAAAUAACAGCCCUUUCAACAAACCAUGUCUGAACUGAUUACGGAGUUGACCGGUCAACCUUUCGUCUUACCAGUGAUGUUGACCGGUCACAUUUGAUUGUAUUGAAAAUGAACUAAAUUAAAAUUUCCAUGCUGUUCAGUUGUUUCAGUUGUUAUCAGUACAUGUGUGUAGCGAGUUGCUGUGUAUUGCGGAACUUUGAUCUGAAAUCUUGGGUGAAAUGCAACUAGAACAGUUGUUUACAAUUUGCACAUUGAAACAUGAGCAUAUUUUCAUUUCGACACUGUGAUUUAUUUUUAUUGUUGACAAUGAGUGCUUUAAGCUGUAAGCUCUAAACAACGACUGUUUUGGAAAUAUAUAAUGCCAGUUUUUGUUCAUGAGUCAAUGAUUUAAGAGUUAUUUAUCUUAUAAAUUUGACUGGCCAGAAACGAUACGUGACCGAGCUAAAAUGAAUUUGGCCGGACAUCGUGUCCAGAGACUCAACUAAAAUUAUUUUGAGCCCCUCUAAAAGUCUCCAUUAUUUACCAUAACGCAAAACGAUUUUAGUGGGAGAUGAUUAAUUAAGAAGGUAAAAUGAGGAGUUUUUGAUUGAUUUGCAGACACUCAAAAAAAAACAGUACCAUAAAUGAUCGAUUAAGUGCCAGUACUCGAAUAAGCACCGCAGUGCUAAUUUGAGUACUUUUGUUACGGCACUUGAUAUAAAGAGAUAUCAAAACCAUAUUGCUUGAGAAACAAGAACUCAACAAACUCGUGAGUUCUACAAGUUUUAAUUUAGGGAAACUCUUGAAAACGGGUUCAUACAAUGUAUUUUAUUACUAUACUAAUUUGUGCGCACCUCACUUAAUUCUCUCUAUAUUCCACUCGGUGUUUUACCUGUAGUUGAAAUAAGCACCGCUCUCUAAUAAGCACCGUACCUAUAACAGGGAAAAUGAAAUAAGCGCUGCGGCCCUUAAUCGAUCAUUAAGUAAGUAAAUUUUGUAACAUUAUUUUGGGGAGUGGGAGGGUAGCCAGUGUCACAAAAUUAAUAUCACGUUAGCUUUACUGGCUAAGAGUUUUGUAGGGGCGGAUCUAGGGGAAGGGUGCAGGGGGUGCGCACCCCUCCCUGAGAUGACCUGCGGUUUUCUAAUACAACUGGUAUUCUGCAAAAAAAAAAAAAGAACUAUGUGGUUUAUUAGUGUUGAAGUAGAGCAAGAGACGAGUCCCUCCUAAAAAAAAUCCUGGAUCCGCCCCUGUUUUGACCUUCACAAAAUCAACUAACUAAAAAUGCAAUAUAACCUAUUCUUUUAAAUCUUUGUUAAACUUUUGUUUUUAGGGUUGCAUGUAGGUGUCUUUGGGAUUCCGACACAGAUAAUUAUGCACAGGAUAUUUUCAUGAAUGUAAGUCUGAUUUGUCUUGUCGUCAGUAGUGUAUCACUGUGGUCGUCCUUACUAGUUAUUUUACAGUCUUAUAAUCAUUAGGAUUAUUUAGCAACAGAAUAGGAACAUCUUCAGUUGACUACAGUGCACACAAAUCAAACAACUGACUUGACCAGUGGCAGAGUAGCAGAAUGUGCACCGAAAGUCGCAUGUAGUCCUUUCUGUGCACUUUACCAUCAUCAACAAAUGUUCCUUUUCUGUUGCUGAAUCAGUCUAUUAGAUAGAAAGAUAGACAAUAGAUACAGCUGUAGUUUAUUUAUAAUCACAAUGCAACCGAGAGGUUGAAUUAGGUUAUUAUUUACAAAUAAUUUUGAUUACUUAAAAAUACUACCACAAAUAAGCUAAUUUAGAAAGAAAAAUGAAAGAAGCAAAUAAUGGAAACAAAACAUGAAUACAUUACAGUAAAGUUGUGAUUUGUUAAGAAAUAAAAAAUAGAAAUCCACAUGAUAAAGAGCAAUCAAAACUUCUAAAAACUGCAGAUCGGGAACUCAGUUUAAGCUUUGAGGGCAUUGGACAUUUGUUACAAACUAAGGUGAUUCCUACUUGCAUAUCAGGUGAAAGUUUCCAGCAAUUUUUAGCUCUUCUUCUUAGAUUUAUUGAUUACAUGUAUCCCACAAAUUUACGCUUACAUGUAUCAUUGGCAGACAGGUCAGGUUAAUUGUCUUGAUGUAAGAGGUUUACUUGCCACAGCAUCCUCGUCUGUGGUAUAUAUGUAACUCAAAAGCAAGCUUCACUAUCCAAUUUUUUUGUCAAAAUGUGGUAACAUAAGCCAAAGUCAAAAUGAUUUGUUAAGUUAGAAAAACUCUAGGGAAGGGUUCAGAGCCCCUUAGACCCCUUGAAUUUGUGAGAAAAAUAUUCUUGACAAAAAGUUGAUUGAAUCUUGAAAAGUUUAUGAUAAUUCAACAAUAAAGCUUGGCGUAAGUAAAAUUGUUUGAGUUAGACACAAUUAAAACUGAAAAUUAAGGGCUCUACUGUUGCCAUGGUGACUCAAUGCAAAACUUUCUUUAACUUUAGCACCAUGCAUUCUUUUUCAUUCUUUGCUGCUAAUAAAUUCUUUAAAACAAAAAAAAAACAAACGGAAAGCUCGUAAAGCUGACAAAAUGGUCGUUGCUUGUCUUAAGAUACAGUAACAGACACCAUCCUUGUAACAUCAACUGAAAAAUAGUAUAAGUAUUGGUUCACCAAAGUUUAAGUGCAGAAAACUGUCAUGAGCCACCUUACAUCGUAAAAAACAAUAUUCUUUCAGUCAAAAAAUUGGGAUUGCUUUUAGCCCAGAUAACAUAAAAUACUAACAUUUGAACAACUACCUCGAAAGUUUGAUUUUUGCUAACAAAGCCGACCGCACAAGUACAACCGCACUCCCUCAGUCAGCGAUGUAAGAACUCAAGUAAACCGAACACUCGCAAAUUUCUACAAUGUGCAUAUAAAGUUUUACACGCAAAUUUUCCUAAUUUACCUGUAUGUUCUCGUGUAUUUUUGCGUGUAGUCUUUUACACGAGUGUUUCACGCGUGUUUUUCGGGUGGAAUUUGCGUGCAAUAUGGAGGAUUUCCACCCAUGAAAAACGCGUGUAAUGCUGCAAUGCCCGUGGCUUGUACUGUAACCUUGGAUGGAAUGCUAGCUGAAAGCAUGAUACCCUGUAAAUAGGCUCCUGUGGAAGCAUGCUGAGGGAACUCACCCUUCCCCUCCCCACACGGUGAGAGAACUACCCUUUCCACUGCCUGUCUGCUCAUGCUUUCGAGCGUUCUUGUCAUCCUACAUGUAUACCCCACAAGACAAUUAAGAAAUUUCCUGCAAUUUUGUCAGUCCUAUUUUAUCGACAGUCCACGGUCAGUUUUAUUGACAAUAUUGUAUUUCAUGUGUCCACUUUUAUUUCUUUACAAGUUAGAUUACGCGGCUAUUACUCGAAUGAGCGCCGCAGCGCUUAUUAAUUUUUCUCACAUGGCUCCAAUUUGAAGGCAGGGCUUACAUUAAUGAAGAUAUUUUUUAAGGGUCCAUUUCCUUUCUUAUGAAUAUCAGCAUUUGCAAAUGUUCAAAAACGACAAAAAUCAGCAAGCAGGGGUUUCAACAAAAAUUGAAGUAGCCAGCAGGUUUGAAAAAAGUAACCAACUGUAUCAAAAAGAGGCUUUUACUUCCCUUUUUCUAGAGGGGUCUGGGAGCGUGCACCCCUUGAAAAUUUCAAAAUUUCAAUUCCCUAAAAUGCGAUUUCCAGCGUUCUGGGCGCUAAAUUGAGUACAAAAGAUAAUGUGUUCAGCGUUCCAGCCAGAAAGUUCUGCUUGAGGGCCAAAGUGGCCCCUACAACCCAUUUUUGGGGGCUAGAUUUUUCAAGCAAGGGCCAAUAUCUUUCUAAUAUGCAAAAGAAAAGAAACAGUUGGGAAGUUAAAUAAAUUAAAAUGGCAGUUUAUUUAAAGCUGACAUGGAGCAUUCCUUUUCAUACACAUUAGAGUAAAUCUUCGGCAAUAAAGCAAACACUACCACAAUCAGAAAUAGUAAGUACUUUUUUUCAUUGCUGAAUCAUGCAUCACAUUAAAAUGAAUAGCUGAAAUCGUUCAACGAACGUCUGAGCGGAAUUUUUUUCCAUACGAGCUUGUUUUUGCUUCGGUUCGUUUCCUCAGCUCCGCUACACCAUCAACGUUUUCCAGUUCACCGUCAAGAUAUUCUUCUGUUUGCUUCUUCUUUUCGCUUCGCCGCCAUCCACGUAUUCGUUACUUACUGAGAAAUAAGUUGCGAUAGACCUUGAAGAUGGGUUUGCCAGGUUUAAUCUCCCAAGUCGAGUCUCAGUGCUCUCCACUCAUGGUAAAUCAGGUAAACAUGUUGGCCGAUCCAAAAAGAUUUAUUGAUUGAUUUUCAUGUUGUGUAAAAAGGUACGGAGUUGUUGUUCUUUAGAUUAAAAAUUCUGUUUUAAUGGAACAUUAUUGUAGUUGAAGUAACAGAGACGUUUUAAGCUCUGGGAAUUAAAAAAGGAAAGGGCCAUAAUGGCCCUUGAACGCUUUUGUUGAGGGCCAUCUCUCGAUCUUUCGCGGGAUUCACGCAAUGGCGCACUCUGGCUGGAACACUGAGUGUUUUGGAUCAAUUUGGACAAGUAAUGCACAUUAAGUCCCAAAUUUUGCUUAAAUAUUUUAAAUCUGAAGCAAAAAGUUUGUCUAGGUCCAGCUAAUUGAAUUUUACUACAACUUUUGACAGAAUUUUUCUUUAAUUUAAUACUUUAUUUACGCCCCCCUUCCCUCCGAAAAGAAUGUUUAUUAAAACUGCAUCGCAGCCAAAGGCUGAAUUACGCAAUUAUUUACAAAAACUGUACAAUACUUGAAAAUUACAAAUGAAUCCUCGAUAAUAAGUCAAAAACUGAUUUUUAAGAUAAUAUUAAAAAUUCUAUAUAAUACAUUCAUAUUAAAAGAGGGUGUGGUUCAUUUCAAAGGCGGCGCUUAUUCGAGUAAAUACGGUUGGCUCAAGGGGAAACUGUUGCAUUCUUUUAUUGUAACGGCCUGGAUGUAAAGUGAAAAGUAAAGAGUUAACUGAUGAGAAAUCCAUUGGGAAUUUAUCAUAAAACAACCCCCAAAACAAACAAAGUUAAGCCCGUCUCACUAAUCAUGUAGCUAGAUGAGGUUGUUAACACUACUUGCUUACUCUGGAAAGAUAUUACAUGCCAUAACAUGCAAUGGAAUUUGUUAAUUUUUACAUUAUAUCUCUUUGGUGAUAUAAACUAAGAAAUUAAUGAAGUAGAAAGUAAAGUUCAAGCACAAUAGGAUUCACGUAUAACAUUGUGUUUAAUUUUAAUUCCCGACAUCGACGAUCAGCGAAAAAAGUCUUCCUCGUUCCUUCCAAAUACCUUAUUCUACCAAUUUUCGCGAAAUUUAAAACUCGCUAAAAUUAGAACUGGAAUUUUGCCCGAAAUUAAAAUAGCAACAUUUUUUAUACCAUAUAAUGUUAUCAAACAAUGCAAUUUUUAGAAGAGCUGUAAGUCGUGAACGUGAUGUCAAAAGUUCUGGAAAAAACGGAAUUUUUCGUAACUUUACAGUCUUCUUCCCCGUUUUCACUAUCAUCUCUAUUUCUCUUUGUAGUCUAAAUCUUUCAAAAACCUCGUUUUUGUAAUCAUGGAACUAUAUUCUGUCGUUUCCGGUUUCCCUGUAUAAAGCCCUGGCCUUUUUUGAGAUUAUAGAAAUGAGAAAGUCCUGAAAACUAAUACGCUUUGGUUGUUUUGCUGACCCGAAACCGCGAAAUGAAACACUAGCGAAAUACAGCUUCCGAAUUUUUCGUGAUAUUAAGCACGCGCGAAAAUGAGUAAGAUGUAGCGGGUCCCUUUUAGUGUACUAUCACGAGAAUCAUCCAAUGUUUUCGUGUGAACUACGAAAGUGGACUCAAGGAUGCACGAAGGAAGCGAUAUUUGAAAAACAACAGAAGACAACGAUUUAUUCUCCAACGUACGAGGAAACCAAAGUAAGGUUUUUUGAGCUGUUGCUGAUUUAAGCUCUCAAACUUGAAAACGCUAGAAUCAGUUUAUCUUGCUUAGUUUCUUCAGUGUUGUAUUCUUUAUAAGCUAUUUCUCUUUUAGCUGUCAUUUCUCGGUAAUCCCUUUGUGGAGAUCUUAAUUUAGUUGAUGCUUAAUUAAUCUGGUCGUAUCCAUGCAUAGUUGUCAUUUCAUAUAUUUCGGCCUGAGGAUUUCAAUACUCUGUUGGUGCAGAUUAUGAAUGAUGUUAAACAGUACUAUAGAAGUUUCCUUAAGUGGCGGUUUGCCACGAACCAACUCUAUUACAUAACAAACAAUCAGUCUAAAAUUGAAAAGCUUGGGCCUUUAUGUAACUAGACAGUUAAAACCUGAAGAUAUACUCCAAAACUCUGUAUUGUAGUAUACUGAAAUUAAAAUAUAGUCCUUCUAUUUUAAAGCACAACAAAGGCUAAAUGAAAUUUGCAUCGGUUAACAACAAUAGUAUAUUUCUCCAAAAACACAUGUUCGAAUCGAUCGAUCUUUGCGUCCUGCGGGACGCAUGUCAUUAAUUAUUUUGGGGAUUUUGGGGGAUUUUUAUGCUUCAGGGACACAGGACGCAGAGGUAUCAAAAUCACUGAAAAAGAUCUUCUUUGACGAUCUCAGGUUCACUCUGGUAGAGGAGAUCAAAGUUGUUGUUUGUUUACGUUGCUUGUUUACAUUGCAUUCUUAAAUCACUCAUUUUCCUUACCAGCCUAAGCAAUAAAAAAGUUUUUUAAACUAAAAUUUCUACACCUUCUUCAUGCAACGUAUGGAAUAGAGAAAGUAGGGAUUUUUUCGCCAUAACCUGGCCUGUGGAUGUUUUGGUCGCACUAAGCACGUGGCGUCAAAGAAUCGGUCCUUUUUCACCCUCCGCCGCUCGCACGUAGUGCCGCACCCUGUUUGCGUUCUUUCCGAAACAAAGGUGUGUUUAAACAACAGUCUUGCAAAGCAGAGAGUUGUUUUCGCCGCUCGGCUGCUUUGCAACAGGUGUUUAUAAAAUGAACAUUCGCGAGUCCAGCUGAGUAGAGACAAAAUUGUCCAACAUUGUCUGCUUGUUUUCCGUACAGUUCCAGACUCGUCGAAUUCCUUUGUUUUUUUUUCUGAUUGUGUGGUUUGUUGCUCAUAUACGUUUUGUUUUGUUUCGCAGUUUUUUUUACCGAUCUAGCGUUUCGUUCCCAAGAAAGAAGCAAAAUUAGAAAUUAGCAAUCAUCUUUUGUUGAACUUCCAUAGAUAAGCAUCAUUAUAGUAAAAGGCAUAACAACCGUUUUUUUAAAAAAAUCAGUUGCCAAUUUGAAAAAUCAGUGCCAAAUUACAUUCUUUAAGAUUUGUCUUCGAGCGUGAAAAGAUUUUGACAGUCAACGGUUGUAGCAUUCCUUUUUCGAGCGCGAUCAAACCUUUAGUACCAGUACAAUCAACUUUAUUUUGAAGUAGGCAGACUACCGUGGCGAGAGCAGAACAAUGAAAGAACUAUCAGUUAGUUUUACAACUUUGUUUAGAUGAAAGCAUAAGAAAAACAUGGUACAAAACAACACGGGGAUUCUGUUCCUGCAUAGAGGAACCUAACACUGGGUUCAAAUCUAAAUCCCGCAUAUUGACGGUUGGGGGUAGAGUAUCUAGGAAGGCAGUUAACCACCUUAAGCAUCUACCUUUGGAUCAGAAAAACGCUUUCAUCUUUAUGACUAUCGCCAGUUCUUUUAAUAUCUACAAACGUUUUUCUUGCGUAACGGUGUCGUAACUGUAGCGUUUUCUUAUGAUUAUCGAGUUUUUAUACAUUUUGAAAUGCAUUCAACAUUGUGCAAUCUCAAAAAAAUUGAGCAAUCCCUUUUUGUCACGUUUUGGAGUUUCAGUUCUUCUCUGUAGUUAGCUUUGUUUCAAUUGUGCGAAGCAACUAACCUCAAUAACCGCAUUCAUGCGGUAUUUGUCAAAAAUCUCGUUGUUCCUUGGGAAUUUGCUUAGGAUAAUUGGCUCGCAAAACUCAAAUUUCAACGUGUCUCUGUAGCUAGUGGAACGAAUCCUUCUAGUGUCACAUUUUUUGUUUUUCGGUCUAUUUCAAACUGAAAUUUGAGAUGUUAUUUUCCUCUUUUUAAACUUUACGGUAUUCGAUGAAUGAAGAGCAAAACCCACAAAUUCCAUUUAUUACCCAGCGCGGUGGAAGAUGAUCUGCGUUGGCCAAAUUUGCAAGUUUUCGAGACAACGUAAUCUUGCAAUGCUCGACUGACCCCUCGCCGUAGGCGUUGUUUUAUAAACACCGCACGCUCAAACAAUGUCCUCCAGCCACGACAGGUGUUAGCAUUUUAACAAGAACAAUGAAUGUGUCGCUGCGUUAUCUUCUCUCGAGUUAUUCCCACGGUCUCCUUAAAUUCAGCCUUGUUAUUGUUAUAUGUUAUUGGCACGCAAGAGUGCACAAAAUGACUGUUCCGCAACACGAGGGUUUGUGGAGCAAUUUUGGCCCAUUGACGCUACAUGUGGUCGAAAUAAGGAGCAUAUGAUGUGCUUAAGCCGCUCUGAGCCCUUUCAUCAAAUUGAUCGGUGCCCUUUGAACGUGGCAAGGUCUUUUAAUCCACGCACGUUUCUGGACAAUUCUAGAUUACUAAAUCACGACUUUUGGAUCUGACUUGUCCUUGUGCCCUGGAUUUACUUGCAUAAUAUCUAGCUGUUCCAAUUAUUUUAGUUCUUUUUUUAACUUUGAACACUUAAAGAAGUCUUAUAGCUUGACCUUCCUGCCGAGGGGAGGGGGGUACUCCCUAUAAUGGCCUAUGCGGGGUGGCUACGCCCUAAAGGGGUGCCUUUUUUAGGCUUCAGGUAUAUGGAAGGGUAGGGAUUUCACUUGCUGAAGUAUAUGAAAGGGUUGGGAAAUCUCUCAUUUCGGCCUGUAAAGAGGCCCAAUAGGGCUAAGAGAUACAUUUUAUGGUUGUGAAAAAGUGGGAAACCUUCUGUUUUGAAAGACAGUGCAUUUACAGCAGUUUAAUGGGAUGUAAAGUUCGAAACUAUGCACGUGAAAGGGGUAUCAUUUGUCAAUAAAGCUCUACGAAAGGGGUUCCUUUUCUGUCGUAAACGGUAUAUAAAAGGGUAAGGGGUUGGACCACUGUCCCGAGCCUCCCUGUAUAAAACCCCUUCUGAGCUCCCCCGAUCCUCCUUGUUAUUACACAAGGUGGGUCUUAUGAGUGGGUAUAUGGAGGAAGUCGUUAAGUAUAAUGUGAUCCUUCAAUUGUGAACUGAAAGCCAUCGAACAGUAUUAGCCGUAAUUUUGUUUGUUUAUGCUGUAUUCCUGAAGUAUUAAGAAAGUCCGUUGUAAAGUAUGACCAUUAGUUUAAAAGUCUUGAGCUGUAUUUUAGCGUUGUAUUGUUUAUCGUACUUCGCGAGAUCGUGAGUAAAAUCCUGUAGUGUGGCCAUUCAGAUAGAGACGGUGGGCAAGGCAUUGUCGAGGUACUUUUGAUAAUGUUGAACAAGGUAGCGCUAGCUUAGCACUGACUCUGGAUGCAAUCAUAGAAUGCGACCGUUCUCAUGAUAUCUAAGGAGAACGUUCCUACAGUUCUGCUUGUCAUUCAUUAAAAGUUCUUCUUGAAUCAUCCUGGAACUUGCCCGAUACAGUCAAGGGACAUAAGUAUUCGUCACUUUCAAAAAAGAUGCUCGAAAUUUUCACCCCUGUUGUGCACACUGUCAACAGGAAAACUUGAUGCAGGGCGCGCGUUUGCUCAAUAAGGCCAGGGCGGAAAAAAAUAGCAAAAAUAGAAACAAACAAACAUCCGACCAAGAGCACGAAAAAAAGAAAGAAGAGCUGUUUUUUUUUUUUUGGCACUUCGUUUAUUCAGUCAUUCGACAUUAAGUUCAAGGUUACGUCGCUAAAAAAUGGUCAUGUUUUUUCGUUUUGCUUCUGAGAAUUUAUUUUAAGCUCUCAUGAGUCGAAAAGGUGCUGACCUGUCCACAAACUAUCACGAGUGUUCUAAGCAAGUACGGGAGGACUGGCACAGUGGAGACUUUGACGCGAAGUGGCAGGAAAAGGAGCUUCACAAAUAGAGACUGAAAUGAUUUAAAGCGUUUGGUUAAAAGUAACAGACGACUUACCUUGCAGGACAUUACUGCAAAGCUAAACGAGUGCAAAACAAAGACUUUCAGCCAGAAAACCGUGCAAAGAUUGUUGCAUUCGGAAGGAUGUAAAAGAAGGUUAGCGAAAAAGAAAAUGGUGGUUCGGGAAGCGAAUCGAAAAAAGCGAGUCAAGUGGUGUAAAGAGCGAACAGGUAGAACAGUAGAUAACUACUGGAAACAAGUAAUGUUUUUAGAUGAAAGUCAGAUUGUGCUCGGUACAAACAACCAUUACAUGUAAAUGUUUACAUUUGGCGAAAAGACGACGAAAAGUACAACCCACAUCUUAUUUGUUCUCGCUCUGAACGGAAGAUAAGUUUGAUGAUGUGGGGAUGUAUUUGUUACGACGGUGUUGGAACUCUGACUGCAGUUGAAGGCAACAUCAACGCUGCCAAAGUGCAUUGACAUCCUAGACAAGAACGUAUGGCCAGUAGUUGUCUGGUAUUUUGAAGGAAAAGAAUACUUGUUCACGGAUGACAAUGCGCCUAUUCACCGAGCCCACACUGUAGAAAAUUAUAAAGAUCAAAACGAAGUAUCCUCAACCGAAUGGCCAGCACAAUAACCAGAUUUAAAUAUAAUAGAAAAUAUCUGGCUCUACAUGAAGAGAGAGCUACAAAAGUCCGCGGUAGAUAUAUCGCUACCAAAACUGAUCCUCUGCGUGAAAUCCAGAACAUGUGGCGGAACAUCGAAUUGGAUUAUAUAAGAAACCUUUACCAGUCCAUACCUGACCGCCUAGACAAUGUCAUUAAAAUGAAGGGUCAUCUCAUUAAAUAUUAAAGUGAUUUUAAAGUCAGAUUUGCCGGUGUUAAAACAAGCGCGCGUAGAAUGUAAACGAACACCGCCAUAUUGAAAGCGACGAAUACUUAUGUCCCUCGACUGUAGCUUCCCUCUGGUAUUUUACGAUGAUGGACUUUCGAUGGUGGGCAAGUUCUUGCCGAAAAAAUGUCAACCGUGUCAUAAAAACUAAAUUCUCAAGUUAUCGCUUAAACCAUAGGAAACAAAAACGGCGCCAAGGCGGCGUCUCUGUAUUGUGGAAAUAAUUUGAGAUAAUUUCCUCGAAUUUGAGUUCAUUUCCGCAGCUUUUGUUUGCAUUUUUGUGUGCUUUACAAUUUAUGUUUAACACUAGUUGUUUUGGCUACGACAUAGAUCUGAACUUUUUGCAAAUUUUAAGACCACACCCAAAAGGCGUUCAUCUUCGAUGCAUUAAAACCAAAACGGCUAUGAAUCGCUGAUAUUUUUAUUACCUUAAACGGCCAGAAAGCGCUUAAAAAGGAAACAUCAACUAAAUUAUCCUAGUAUCGAAAAUGACUGCAAAAUUUGUACAAUAAUAAUAAUGUUACGAGUAACAAAAUUCUUCGUUGUAGUAUUUGUUUCGCAGUUAAAUGUCAUUCCUUUACUUUUGAACAAGCGAACGAAAGCACCCGAGCAAAUGGGAUAUCAACUGAAUUUAAGUAUCAAAACUGGCUGGAAAAUUGGAAAAAUUACGAAGUUAAGGCAAAGAAAGCGUCAUUGCUUUAUUCAUUUAGUUUUUGCUUGCAUAAUGAUAAAUGAAGAUCCCUAAGUCCAUUGUCAGCUUUGAAAAAAAGCAUUCCGACAGCUGAGGUUCUAGCUAAUUCUCAGUAAUAUCUAUAUUCUAUUCUUGUAAUCAGGCUUUUUAUUGUAAAUAGUUAUCUCACGUAAUUUUAGGCUUUAUACUGUAUAAAAGUUUUUGGAUUUCCCUUUUCUUUCUCUAUUAUUUUCUUUAUUUGUUUUUUUGUCUCGAGUUAUUAGCAUAUUUUGGCUAGAGGUCUAACCAACCUCAUCAAACCCGAGAUUAAAUAAAGCUUCAUUCGUUCAUUCAUUGCUGUGUCACUCAGUCGUUUUGCAGCUAAGCUGAACACAUUUUACCGUCCUUAUUAGACCCUGAAUUUUUACGUGGCACAUAAACGGAUUUGUUUCAAUAAUAUGAUAAAUUUUCCCGCUUCAACAAAAACCGAUAACAGGCUAAGGUGUUUUUGAUCAGUCUAUACGGUAGUCUCUAUCCAGCGGAUAAGUAUUAGGGAAACUAAUUGCACUAUCCACUGGAUAGUGAUUUAUCCGGUGGAUAGCGCUGUCCAGCCUUUGAACGACCGAGGCCUGAACAAUGUAAAGUUCUGUUUUGCGAAAGACUGAAAAACUAAUAGUACCGACAACGAGAACCUCUUACGACGCUUCAUUUGAGUGGUCACCCCUUAGGAUUCCAUCUACAGUCUCAAAGAUUACUAUAAUCACCUUGUACAGCAUGAUAAACAGUACUACGAGAAAGUAGUUCUCAGUAAAAUGGCAUAACCAACCAGGAAAAAAAUAAAGGAGUUUAGAAAGGAUACCAUGGUGGACUCAAAAGUUAGAACCAAUUUCUACAUCAUAGGCUGCUUACACAAAGUUAUUGGAGGGGACUACUAGCUAUGGCUUAUACAGUCUCCUCUUACUCCGUAUGAUCAUAGCAAUCGACUGAAACUACGAUGGAUGUACGUUAUAUCGACGAUCUUUCGGGGAAAUAGAGCCUCUGAAGAGUAUAACAAGGUUUAGGAUUUUGUUCAUAGACCCCGUUUGAUGACUAUUUCAGUUAAGUCGUAAUGGUCUCUCGAACCGAAAUGUUUUACUAUUUUGUCAUCAGAACCUUAGUUGACAAUUUUAAAAUUUAUCAACAGCGCUGUUGCUUUUGUAAUAAAGGCGGUGGUUAUUAUGCAAAAACGAAAAGAGACAUCGUUCACAUUUCGUUCACAUGUGUGGGAUAGAGGAAAGAGCGGUGGGGAUUACGGUUAGAUUCCUAUUGGGUGCCUGGAUUAUUAUUUUGUUUGUUGUCUCUAGUUGGUAGCGUGCUGAAUGCUUUUUUUUUCUCUGAAAGUGGUUUCGAAACCUAAAGCGGCCACCUACGCUUUUGAUUUUCGCUUUAUUACCAACGGGAGUUGUUUCAAUCCGACACCUAUUCCAGCUGCCAAAACGUCCACUUCAAAACUUAACAAAACAUGUGUCUUACAAGGUUUAAAACAUGACGUUAGAGUCAAGGCUUUGUCUAUUGCUCUGUUAUGUGAUCCCUACAGUCGUGUUGUUUUUAGUUGUGUUCAAUUUAUCCAGGUCAUUGAGUUUCACGCUGAAUAUAUAACAGCGCUUUGAUGGUAAAAUAGCUAGCAUUCGGUGUACUAAAUGUGGCCUGCGUGUAGUUUUCUAUAAUUUCCGUCGUUUCACUGGUGAAGCAAAGAAAGUAGAAAAUGUCUGCAACCAUAAGGCUUUGUUGUUUGUCAAUUGAACUGAACCAUAGACGUCGCGCAUUUUUUUUCUUUAAAGUUAUCGAAGUAGUACCAAGCGAGUGGCGUAAUCGAGAGCUGUGAGAAACGAGGGUGUGAGCUCUUGUCCCUACGCGCUCACUGUCACUAAGGACUUGACGGAUCUAAAAGAAAAGGUGGACUGCGAGCAGCCGGUCUAACUGAGCCACUGUACGGUCAAGACGUUCUUGUGAAUAAAGAUAUGCCUUUUGCUCUUGCUGCAAAAGAUAAUUUCAAGCUUGAAGAUAAAAGAUAAUAUUGAUCAAGAGCACAGUUUGCCAUUGUCGUCAUCGUGGUAUGCAGUUUUGGUAUCUUGAGAUAAUAGAAAUAAAUUGAGCGAAUUAGAAAGGGGGGUUAAGUUUCCUGGAGAUUUAACUUCCCCUUUUCUCUUUGUACCGAUAAAAAUCAAAUCAAAUCAAAAUAAUGAAAAAAAACAGAUUUUAAAGAAAAAUAUCUUGAGGAAUCUGUUCGUAAACUUUGCUUUCCACACUAUAAAUGGCUGAAAAUUUCGUGCAAUGGAAGCUGUUUCUUAUGUUGUAAAAGACGUUCAUACCCGACUUUGAAUCCGUUGUUGGAGAGUUCUGUUGACUCGUUAAAUUUUAUGUAAUUGUUCAAGAUAUAUCUAAAUUGAGAGUGGUUGGGUGAAACCUGACCUUCGCACAAUUCAUUAUUGUGCCAUACUCCUUGGUGAUACUUAAUAUUGUGUUUACUCUGUUUUGUGGAAAAUAUCCUAUUAAAAAAAUAUCUUUAAAAGGGGUGCCUUAACCUUUUUAGAGUUUAUGAAAAUUUUCAAUAGUCCGCGCCCCUGCUGAACUAUACUUUCUUUCACAGGUGUUUGAUUUCAAAUUCUUUUCAAAAACAAAAUAACUUUCUUAACUUUCCAGACAUUUUCCGACUGUACUUCCAUCAUCGUCAGCCUAGCAAGCCACACCCGGAGCACAACUGUGAUGACAUUUCACUUUUGACUCAUCUUAGCUGAUUCUCGCGUACCAAUAGAAUGUCUGAUCCAUUAGCGUUUCUGGGGUGUUGUUGCGUAAUAAACUAGUCUUUUCAAAGUGGAAGGAUAGAGGCCUCGUCCAAUUGUAUCCGUUUUGUUUGAAAACGGACUUUUUAUUGUCUAGAUAAGCCGCAAGGAAUAUCUUGAAAUUCCUCCUCCCCUCAUCUAGACUUUCUCGAUGUCCGUUUCCGGAUUUUGCCCUUCGUCUCGCGACUUCAUCGCUCUCUCUCGCUCGCUUCGCGAGCGUUCAUCGCACCUUCGGCGCCUUCUCGCGGUCAACUUGUUACAAGUCUACCAAUCAUCCGGAUUGACUAUUUCGCCGACAGAAUUCCCCAUCAAGCACAGAAAUGUCUAUAUUUGCCGAUUGUCGAACCAAGAACCGCCGGCCGAGUCCUUAUUUGUUUUGAAAAUCGUUUAACGCUUCCGAUUUUCAAUAGCGGCAGUGAAAGUAGCCUAUUUAUCUGGUAUAAGGAGAGAAAGAAACCUCAUUGGCAUUGACAGCACUUGUAAUGAGUCCACCGACCCCCCUCGUAAAUUGAAAUGAAAGGUACCUUUUCGGCGGUGACUCUUAAUUUCCCCGGAUACGUGCCAAACUACAACGGAUACAUGCGGUUAUGUUCAUCAUUUUCAAGAUCAUUCAGCACCAUACCUCUUUGAAAUACCGAAUGAUAUACUGGCACGUACGAACCUAAGCACUUAUUUUCAAGUCUUUAAUAACCAUCAACGACCCUUCGAACCUUCCCCUCAAGGAGCCACUUGAUUAUGGGGCAAUUAAUUAUCUGCCGUUGGUAAAUUGAUUGAAUGUUGAAUCAUUUUUCGUGAAUUUUUCCUUCGUUGUUUUCAAACCUUUCAGACUUUUGUCACACUUGCUGAAGUCCAUUUUUUCCCAGGAGGAAGCAGUUUUGCUUUUAUAUAUUUUUUCUGUUUUUUUUUUUUUUAUGUCGUCGAUAAAAUUGCACGCUUCCUCAGUUCUAAUGGCUCGAGAUGAAAUACUUCAUCUUCUGGUUAGCUCGUUGAUUGAACGUGCAUAAAACGGAAAUUUGUUUUUAGCAAAUUUUCAAAUUGUUGAAGGAAAUGGAAAAUCGGAUUAUGAAAGAAAGAUGGUGUCGAAAAGUUUCCUAGUCAAGGAAGAGACGAAAAGAUGACUAUAACCUAACAAAAGACAAAUUUGUUUAAAUGUAAAAAAAGAAAAAAAAACGAAAAACAGGAAGGGGAAAGUGUUUUUCCUGAAAAUGGUGGAGAAAAAACGACGCUUUAUAGUAUAUGUUUUUCACAUUUUGUUAAUCUCUAGUGAUGAAUUUUUUUGUUACACAUUUACAAAGAAAAAAGAAAGCUAUGAUAAUAAAAAAGAAUUAAGCAAACGCAAGAUGAAAUUAUUUGCAGCAUACCCUUAUAGCCAAUUUUACCUUAUAGCUCUUGGACCGACAUCGAUUGAAGCAACAACGACUGCGACAGCUACGAAAACGUCACUUAAACAGUGAAUUUGCGCUGCCUCAAACUUUAUCGCGCUUAUUCCAUCUCGUUUCAUUCGUCAAAUGUGGGCAAUUUUUUUUAAAGUUAAAUUUUAAGGACUGCAUCAAAGCUCGGGAAAAGAAAAAGAAAGUUGUUGUCUUGGGUUCCCCUCAUCGACAAAUGGUGAAACUAGGCACUUUCACGUCGUGGUCGUACGACGACGGCUAAGAAAUGUACAAAAAAGCGUGAUGCACGUGCAAACUUGUUGUUUUGCUAAUCUAUGACUUUUUGCCGUUCCCGGGGGUGGGUUUUUGAAAAAAAUUUCCAAGCGUCGUUGGAAGAAAACAAUUGCAUGCAGCACAAAUGUAAUAAAACACCAAAAAAUAUCCUGCCCACGUUUGGUGUUGACGAAAUCUUAUAAUCUGAUUUGGAUAAUAAAACACCAAGCGUUUGGUGUUGACGUCUCGAAAAUAGAAGUCUCCAAAAGAAUAAGAUGGAUUUUUUGAAGACGUAGCUUCUUGUAGCUCAAGUUUGUAUUGAGACAUGUUCGGAAGGUCAUUCCUCGUCAUCAGUGAAACAUAAAAUUCAACUUUGAAUGUUAUGUUUCACUAUGAAAGAAUGUAAGUUAAUUAAAGGAGGUCACACUUUUGGGCAAAAAUGCAAAAUGACAGAGCUGGAAUCGAAGUCUUUUUUCUCGAACCCUGCUGAUUGAUCAUGUCCGAAAAAUUAGAACAAGUCUGGAAGAUUGAAAAAAGUUGUUAUUUCUAAGAAUAUCUAUGCUGUUGCUGCUCUCUAAAUUUUUUCCACUGCAUUGUUUUUAAGAUCUAACACGCUCUAUCGGACAUUCUUCAACUGUCAGUUUUAUUCACCUGUGCGUGCAGACCAUUUCCCAAAGGAGCAUCAUUAGCUUUGGGAGAAUAGUUUUUGCAGUUGUCAUGGUUUCACAUCGCCCCGCUUUGUGAUUGAUUUAGCACAUGUGUCGUGUCACCUUCUUAACCAAUCAGAAUUACCCAAUCGUUAGAAAGUGUCUCAUCCGCGUCUGAUACCAGCUUCAUGACAUCGUCAGCUGACAAAGUUAUUAGAAUCCAAUACCGUAUGGCACUACGAUUAAAACAUGUUUAAAACUCUAAGAAGCUAGUAAUUUAAAACGCUUUUUUCAUCCUGGACAGUUUUCUCCUUCGUGACCUUCAUUUAUAGAACAAAAUAAAACCAUGAUAUAUUUAACCACGUAGCACCUAAGGGCUUAUACAAGAACUUGUUAAAAUGUGUGCGCAUAUAGCCAGGAAGCUUUACCAUAGACAUUCAGACUAUUGACUAGAAAACCAUGUUCCUGAAUAACAAACUAACGCGCCUUUGCCUAAAGUAUUCAUUGGCACAUUGGGGGGACAAAAAGUAUGUAAAUCUGAGACUAUAGGGCUUUUUAAACUUGUGUACAGUUUGUCUGAAAUUUACAAGGUCCUUUCUUUUUGGCAAGGGCUUAACAAAAUGCCUGUAAAUAUGCACUUUUUGGGUGUGCCUAUUUCUUGAUCCAUUGCGUGAGAAAACUCGGUGACUUCUUAUCAUGCCCUCUGUUUUUCAGACGACAUGGCGUUUUUUUUUCUUUUUAAUUUCGCUCCUUUUUUUUCAAGCGUGUACGUCUCUGUUUUUCCCGGCAAUGUUUGCACAAACAAACUAUACUACACGUGUCAUACGAUAAAAACGUGACAAAUUGUUUAUAAAACGAGGCUACCGCGGCUUCAUGAUGUCUACUAGUACCAUUGUCACCCUUGAGAAAAACAUGGAUUGUUUAUAAGUUCUAUACGCCCCUGGCCUUAUAUGGUUUAUUUUGCUUGUUCACUCGUGCGAAAAAUCUGUACCUCGUGAGAAAACAUACCGUUGGUAUAUUUUUGCGACUUUGCUUCAUUUUCUCAUGUGAAAUUCUUUUGAAGAUAAUGUGCUAGUUAUUUUAACCAUAGUUUUAACGAAGUCGAACGUCAUUUAGACAGCUGUUUUAAUAUACAAUAGGUUAAAGAGCUCCAGAUCGAUUUAUACUGAUGUGGGUAUUAUUUCAAGGAAAUGAUUACUCUAGUCUACCUGUUAAACCUUCCCGUCAUUGUUCACGGCCUAUAAUGUUACGAUGUUAGGGUUUAAAAAUUGAAAAUGGCUUAGAAUCGUAGGUAGACAUCGCCGACUUGAUUUGUUUCAGUCAGGCCACUUUUGUGACCCCCAAGAGACUUUGUUUUUCAAAGUUAAACUAUGAGCUUAGCUUAAAAUACCAGACGGUUUUGGCGAAUUUUGGGCCGUUUUCCCUAGUAAAUGAAACUAGUUGUGGUUCUCUGUUUAUAAACUUUUAAAAUAAAGAGAUGAUGAGUCCCCGUUGUAGAAAAAAAUUUGCCUGUACAAAUGUGUAUAUUCAAAACCCACAGGCCACAAAAAAACGUGGAAAUCAAAAGAACUGUCUUGACAUUUUUAAGAAGCGGGAGUCUUUUCUAGAAUAAAGAUAGAAAGAUACGGAAUUCUUAGCAUACUGAGACAAAAUGAGAUGAUCCUAGAAAAAACAAGCUUUCUUCAGUCUUGUAUUGUAUAGACAUUUGUUCACGGAAGCGCUCCUUCCUAGAGCGGACACACCCUUAUUUCUUUGGAUGAACCGCCUCAUAAAGUAUAUUUCCGAUCGUCUCCAUCGCAUUCCUGCUUUUGUAUUUGAUUUUCCGACUGACUCAGACAGCAUGUAUGCCGAAUGGUAUUCCGGUAAUUCCGGAUUGGGUUUAGUUUUUGUCAAUGAUUUUUUAGUCAGUCUUAGAUAUCUUUAGUGUCACGAUCGAUUUUACCUUCUGCUGCUCACAUGGGCUUCUGUUGCGUAUAAAACAAUUAUGUUUUCUAUCGCAGCCUUGCACCCCUUUGAUGAGCCGAAUAUUACCCAAGAUACUGGCCAAGUGCUUCUAGUUAACCAGUGUAUACUAUACUAGGUUCCCUAGCUCUUGAGUGAAGUUGUUGAAUUUACGUGGGAAAUUCAUUUGACUUGUUUGCUUCGCAUCCUCCACAUCCUGUGUGUUUGAAAUUGUCGGGUUUGUUGUUGUUCCUCGUAAAAAGGGCACAAAGAAAGUCCAUUUUUGUGAAAGUUGUUAAAUUCCAAGGUUAGAAUUUUCAUUGCGCGCUACUGAUCUUUCAUCCAUCAGUAUAACAAACAGCGCCGCAGGAGAACUCCGCUCGUUUGAAUGUGGUUGAACUUCAAACUUUAGAGUUAGAUCAACUAAGGUUUAUCGAACACAAACAGCAUAACAAACAGUACGACAGUCAAUUUUUUUCCAUAAUUUGUUUUAUUGGAAUAUAUAUUUUAACGAUUUCCUUCAAAGGGGUCGAAGCUAGAUUUGUCUUUCAUCUUGAAGCAUCGUAAGUAUGAACUACCUUGUACUGAAUAAAGAAAAACACUGCUCAAUAGCUUUGUUUUGAAUGGUUACACUUUAGGAUUUCAUGCUUAGACUCAAUAGUUCUAGAAUUACCUUUCAUUUCAUGAUAAACAGUACUACGGUAAAGUAUUACCAAGUAGCUUCAGUUCAUUUGAGUGACCACACUUUUAGAUUCCAUCCAUAGACUCAAUAGUUAGAACCACCUUGUAGAGCAUAAUACAUAAACAGUAACAUCGGAAAGUACUGCUCAGUAGCUUUCUUUUGAAUAGUCACACUGCAGGAUUUCAUCCACAGACUCAAUAGUUAGAACCACCUUGCAGAGGAUAAUAAAGAGUAACAAUGGAAAGUACCGCUCAAUAGCUUUCUAUUGAAUAGUCACACCACAUGAUUUUCAUGCAAAGGCUCAAAGUCGGGACGAAAGUCAGAACCGCAACUUGUACAGCAUAAUAAACAGCACCACAGGAAAGUGCUGCUCGGCAUAGCUUUCAUAUGAAUGGUCAAACUUAAGAUUUCAUGUACAGACUGAAAAGUUAGAGCCAUCUACGACAUAAACAUCCCCGAAAAGCUCUGAGACCACUAUGUUGUUCCUGCUGAAUUUGUUCACUUGUGUUUUAAAACUUGUUAUGUUCAACGUUUACCAUAUCUGAAGCAUUUUACCGUUUGAUGAGAACAUUCUAUUAAAACACACACAAAAAGCUGACUUCUUACUUGAUUUCUUUAUUUAGCAAUGGCGCGUGGAUACAGUUCAUUCCGACUUUCUGAUCGACAUCGCACUUGAUCGCCAUCUUUCUUUAGUGACCGUGUGUUCAACUUCAUUUUGAACUACUGUAGUUCUUGGUUAUCUCUUCCGGCAACCGAGCUCCUUUCUAGUUCUUCAUUCCUAGCUGGUCGCAUCAUUGAGGAAGUUGUAACUGCAAUAGCGAAAUACAAGUGAAGCGGAUCACGACAACUGAUCCGUGUUAAUGCUGUAUGUGUAUAUAUCAAUUAACAGUCAACAAAAGCAUAGCGGGCCUUCUCGAUCACUUGCUUUAGUUGUUUUGACCGUUGAAACAUAACUAUUGUCCAAAAUUAUUGGGCGCUUUACAAGGUGGGUGGCCUGUUCAAUCCAUGAUCAUCUAUAAAUAAGUUAUUAUCCAUGUGAGUUUGCGGAUACGCUGCCUUUAAAGAAGGCGAGCUCUGUCUGCUCUCGCUGUUUCAAGCUGCGAGCAAGCGGGUGAAGACGGAGCGUGGAAAUCACGCGCGUCAAUCGCGUUUCGGGCGAUAAACGGUUCCACAGUUUCAUAUACAGAGUCAAGUUAGGCCUUGAACUGCAUACAGCCCCUUUAAAAGCUUAAUAGCUUAGAAGGAUGUGUAAAGAUUGUUUUAUUGGAAAUUUUAGGUGAUAGACUGACUAAAAACUUGGUAUCGCUUGGUGGGGUGUUAAGGGGUUAGAGUUAAGAAAUAUAUAGUUUAAUUUUGAUUACAAAAAUGCAACUUACACGCGAUAUUUGCUUUAUAAAGCCUAUUAACAAAGUACACAUGAUAACGCUGAGAGAUGGUGGAAAACCGACAAGUUACGAACAAAUAUUAUGUAGUUCACCUGUUCUUUUUACACACAUUAGAUACAAUCAUCCUCUAAUAACUGUUAUCGUGGCUCUUGCACCUAAAACCAUCGCGUGUUUUAUUAUUUCUUGUUGUAAAAAAUUGUUAUCGUUUAUCGUUCAUAUAUAUAAUUAAUACAUGUAUUUUUGUUUUAAAAAUACGUUUACUAUAUUGCUUUUGGAAUAACAUCCGCUGAUACGCGGUUAAUCGUUUGAACAUAUACAUUCUUUGUUGGAAAGAAAGCCAACUUCGUUUAAGUUUUAAGACCACAGGUGGCAGUGUCAAGACUUUUCGAGUCGCAAUUUUCUGACAAAAGUAUCUUGAAACAGUCGAAGCGAUAGUCAUCUUUAAAGUAUUAGUUUGGAACAAUCAACGCACGCUAUAAAUAUAACACAGUAAGCUACGAGGGGCGGUUAUUGAAUCAACCAAGUCCAACUAGACCGUGGUUUAAAGAGUCGUUGGACCUCCAGAUAUGUUUAUUGAUGGUUAAUUCCAAGGAGUUAUCCUUCCAGUCUGCCCUAUAUGCCUUCUUGACCCUCCUAAACGUCGUUUAGAUAUUUGGGUUGGCCAGUUCUGAAAAUGUACCGAAAGGAUACGAAUGCGGUAGCAGCGAAGAUGACUACUAAACCGAGUAGGAGUGCACGUUGUCUCGUUUAGGGGGUGUAAAUUGCAGUUCACUUUAGGGCAAGGCGUAAACUGAGAAGUGAAGAAUAAUGGAGGACAAAACUAAGAGGAAAAAGAAACAAUCAAGCACAAUAUCUUACCACAAUUAAAGUUAUUAUAGCAGUGUAAUUUGGUAUUCUGUCUAACAAGGUAUCUUUGGGCUCAAUUAAAGCUUUGACCACGCCCUGAUUUACGGGUAUAAUUCCCCGGCGUUCCUGUCGAACGUGGGAGUCACCCCUCCCCCCCCCCCCGCCACCUCACCCCCCACCUGCGCUUACAAAGCAAGGAGGAGAUCACAUGGGUCACAACAAGGGUUUCUUUUAACAGGCUUACUUUUAAAUACAUCCACAGAACCAAUCGCUAUGGAAACACCUUGCGUAGGGUACAGAGUGCUGUUUGAAUGUACUUUUAUUUUAUUUUUAUUUCUGUUCUGGUCGCAAUACAGAAUUUCCUCUUCCGACUAGUUUAUUAGACUCGAUAUUAGUUUUUAACAGCAAAAAUAGAUUUAACAAGCUGUUAUUAAAAGCUAAAUUUCGAUCAUGCCCCUUUUGUGUAGUCGUACAAGGCAUUCCGAACCAAAAUUUACAUCUCUAUCGUUAAAAUAAUUGUUCUAUCUCGUCAGCAAUGUUGAUCUGCUGUGAAGUUCGUUUGCAUGGCAUGCAAAACGCUUUUGACACAAAAAAUAUCGGCGGUCUUAUUAAAAAUAUCCCUGUCAAGAUGUAUCGAUGUUACGAUAUUCUGGAUAUUAACGCAGAAGAAACAUUUCCUCCGCUUGUUUACCAUUAAAACGUCUAAUAGUAACAAUAUUACGCGGAAUUCUUUUUUGGCUAUUUAAAGAAUUAAUGGGCUGCUGUAAACAUGUCUGCGAGAAAUGAGCAGCAUCAGACUAGCCACAGGUAGCCCAAGCACGGUAUGUGAGAUAUUGCCUAAUCUCUAGCAACGUCCCCAGCGGCGAGAAACCAUAAUCUCAAAAUGGGCACCCCGUUAUAGAUUUCAUAAGAAGAGAUUUAUUCGCCAAAGUUUUCAAUGAAAACCGUCUUCAUAUAUUUACAUGGUGUGUUCUUGCCUCCUGUGUGAUUAUUUUCCGUGCGAUUGUAGCAACUGUCGCGAAUAAAUAUCUUGUACGGCUCGCCAGGUAGGAAUGCCCCACAGAAACACCGAAAACCAAAAGCCUAGAAGGGGGCAUCAUAUAGAGAAGACAGAAAAGUAGACAGCUUAAUAUGAUACCUGAUGAAAUACGUUUAUGUCGUCGAAUGCACACGUUUGUGCAUUUUUGCCUAAUUACGUAAACUUUCGAACGAGAAAACGAUUGCCUCACACAACCAUUGCACAGCUGUGAGAAAAUUUAGCUUGUUUAGCGCGCGCUAACUUUGGCUGAGCGGUCCCGCCCCCAAGACAGAGCUAACCGAACGUUUUUGGAAGAGACCUCCCCUUCGUAUCAGCUCUCUUUCGUCUAGCCUUCGAAAACACCCGUUUCUCCUCGCUCCUGGCUGCGAGGAGCGAGGGUGGUUUUUUCAGAGAACUGCGCGAAGCUUCUCGCGAGGAAAGACAGCUGUAUUCGCAAGCCACCAUCUUUUUGGUGCUGGGUUUUAGAUCAAACACUCUCAUCUCGUGUUUGAUAUAGCUUCUCAGCCGAACUAUAGGUUUUAACGAAAAGCUGAGAAAAAAAAAAAACUUUUUUGUCAUUUUUGAACGUCCUUGAUAGUCUUUUUCAGUAAGGUUGUAAUUAUGCCCUUUCAGAUUAUGCGAUCGGUUAUAAAACCUCGCAUCCAAAACUAAAAGAACUUUUGCAGUUUUGCACGUAGUAAGAAAUUUUUGGCAUUUUCGUUAAACUUUAUUCUUUUUAUAUACCAUUUUAGGUAUUGAAUUUUCAUAAACUCUGGAAAAAUGUUUAAACUAUGAGCCUGAGGAAUUUCACGAUCUCGAAUCUUAUUUUACCUCUCAUUUGAACACGUGACUGAGAAUGUGACGGUCGCAGAAGAAUCCUAAAGCUCUUCAGAGUACUCUUGUUUGUAGCCUUACUGACAGUAAAAAUACAUUCAUCUUUACAUUCAUUUUCCAUCCCCCUGGUAAGCUAAACAUGAUUUUCCUUUAUUCCUUGCACAUACCCUGAUACAUAAAGCGUAAAUAACGAAUGGUCGUUUAAGUUUAUAAAACUAAUUCGAAAAGCUGGUUAACUUGCAUAACACAGAUUGAUUUACGCUGUGCGCGAAAGACGCGUGCCACGUGCCCACGUGGUUUUCUAAGGCGUGAAUCGUGCGCUAUAUUUUUUAACGUUGCUUAGGUGGAUAUCUAUUUUUUUUUCCCAGCCUUGUUGUUGUUGUUGUUUUGGCGGGGGAAACUGUUCAGACGAUUUUCGAGUCAUCGUUGUUGGAAAAGCUGCGCAAAAGAUUCUUUAAAAACGUUGGUUUGAUCACGUACGCUAUACGAUAGGUGUAAGAUCGUUCUUUAGUUCAGAUGUUUUCCGCAUUAUCGCAUUUUCGAGGCGAUUUAGGUUUUAGGUUACAAGAAAAAAAAUACAAUGUAAUAUAGUCGCACAUUAUAAAAAAAAGAUAUUGUGUAACAAAAUUAAGCAAAAAGAUCCUUUAUAACAUUGUAAACCUACCUGCAAUUAACACGUUUAAACAUUUAAAUCUCGAAAUUCCUCAACUUAACCUAAAAAACACGUAGCUAUUCAGGCAUGAGUUUCCUGUGGUGCUAUUUGUUGCACUUUCUUGGGUCUGGUUGAGGUCUCAUAAGCGUGACUGGGCAACUUGUGGAGUAGUGGUUUUUCUUACACCAGUUGUAAAAGGUGUUGCAGAAAUUGUGGCCUUCAACGGCGAUGUUCUUUCUUAUGGAGCUUUAAGGCUGCAAAAAUCGUAAAGUGUAACCAUUACUACUAAGUAAUUCAGCAGAGAGGCCACGUAUGGGAAUCUCAAACACGAAGAGCCCAUCAUUUAGAAGCUGGAGCCACCUUCUGCCACGGUAGACUCGAACCUGGACUUGACACUCCAAUCUUACUUUUAAUGAUCUUUUUUUUUGUAAUGUUCGUAAGCGAAACAAUGUCUCUUGCCAGGUCUUUCCUUUCUACAUAUCACUUACAAAGAAUGGAUUUGAUAACUAUUUUGAUAUGCCUUUGUAAUCUUAACUUGUGGUUUACGGUGAUCCAUUGGGAAAUAAUUAGUUCCACAUUUGUGUCUGUAUCGCGUAAGACUCUUACAUUUAUAAGCGCCGAAAGAUCAGAGCCCGUUGUUAUCGUAACUUCACACUUAGGUCAUUCGUGCAAUUAACAUUCAUGUAUUUUUUUCGCUCGAAAAUAGACAACACAACUCAACUUGAUUUUUCUUUUUAGCCUUUAAAACCCUCAGAAGAGAAACCUUUGUUUCCUAUCAUUUACACCCGUAAAAGAUCCCGCUUGUGGUUAAUUUGAAGAUCUUUGAACUAUACUAAUGGAAGAGAAAACGCUCUUGCUGAAAACUUGUCUUUGCAAACACAAGCCUACGUAUAGUUCAUUGUACAGUUAUAGCAAUGAAAUUAUUAGGUAUAGAUAUCCACUGAAAGAUUUCUUUUAUGCGAGGUGGUCAGCAAAUGACCCUAUUUGUCGGAUUAAAACCUCUUCAGCUAAGACUUUUUUUCGCUUCAAAGGAAGUAAAAAAGAGUACGCAACAGUCGAAAUUACGCGCUGUUCCUUUGUUGUAUCUAGGAAGUGCUGUCUUAGGUUCCCUUAAGUUUUGUGAUUAUAAUUUUUUCUCUUUUUCCCGCUGAUUUUGCAGUUCUAAAGAAUUUCUCCCUCUACUGUUCCCUAAGCCAUAGUUUGCUCAGCUAGGUUAGUGAAAGCCAGUAAGUCAGAGAUAGAUCUGAUACUUUCCAGCGAAACAACUAUUGAUUUUAAAUGUCCCUUUUCUUUUUAGGACACUUUAUUUUGCGUGGUGGCGGCCUAUGGCGUUUUUUACUACUGACCUUAGUCUACGCCACGUUUCUGUUGGCCAGCGUCGCCGGUCCCCCCUGGAAUUAUCAAGCAUAAGAACAUCAUUAUUGUAAAUAUAAAUAUUAGUUUAUGUAAAUAGAUCAUUUGGGUACGUGCGUGCGUGAUGCACUGUUCUGACUACGGACAACGCCCUCACCCCUCCUCUGCCAACCUGAAAAAUAAACAGUACACACAAACAAGCAAAAAGGAACAUGAUAUGUCAUUAGUGGAAUCGUUUCGUUUCUCAAUUUCUUUGCAGUGUAAGUUACUAUACUCGGAAAACAUUGGACGUUAAUUUUUGCAAGGAUUGAUAGCAAUAUUCUAAGCAUACUAUUUAAAAACUCUUGGCUGGCACUAAACAAAAUCAUUAUUGAGCAGUAAAACUACCAGUUUCGAAUUUCUGUGACUUCUUUGCAAUCAUUUUCCCUUUCCUCAAGAGGAAUUAAUGCGCGAGCUCACUUUUCCCUCGUAAUCUGUGUUAUCUGAGGGAUAUCUCGCAUUGGGAUUAACACGAAGUUUUCGUUAAUCCUAGUACAUAGUGAGUCAGGGAUUAGACAUUACAAAUAGAUCACGAUGUACAUUUUUUGUUAUAACUUUCGUUCAGUCACAUUCAUCGUAUAAUAAAGUUAUUAGACCUGAGGUACUUAAGCCUUGACUCAAAAUCACUUCUUCUUGGUUCUACGCAAAUUCUCAUUGCAUUGGUUUCUGCCGCACAAAAUGUGCUAUCACUCGGUCUUAUGAAUUUCACUUAUCAGUACCAUAGUUAAUCCAGCUUGGUUGAUUUUAAUCGUUUUCUUUUUGUGGCCAUAUUAAUC
Molecule: messenger RNA, 34711 nt
Organism: Porites lobata
Lineage: Eukaryota; Metazoa; Cnidaria; Anthozoa; Scleractinia; Poritidae
Source: the annotation of a GenBank genome assembly